Calidris pugnax (ruff) is the source of this 1065-nucleotide messenger RNA. It is a transcript of the gene PLLP, whose product is annotated as plasmolipin. Gene Ontology annotation, biological process: myelination. The transcript has 4 exons. Gene Ontology annotation, cellular component: membrane. NCBI's taxonomy places the organism in Eukaryota, Metazoa, Chordata, Aves, Charadriiformes, Scolopacidae. Gene Ontology annotation, molecular function: structural constituent of myelin sheath. The coding region runs from base 84 to 545 and encodes 153 amino acids. The record is from RefSeq and is a predicted model, not a curated record.
GGUCCCGCAGCGGCUCCCCGGGCCCCUCCGCCGCCCUGCCCGUCCUGGACGGCGCUUUCCUUCUCUCGCCCCUCGGGGGGCUGAUGGUCGCCCAGGCCGAACCACCACCUGAACACUUUCCCUGUGUUCACCCCCAGGUGCUCGGCUUACUGGUGUGGGCUCUCAUCGCCGACACGACGUACUACCUCCACGCAGCAUACGGCUGGGUGAUGUUCGUGUCCAUCUUCUUCUGGAUAUUAACAGUCCUUUUCCUCGUGGCUUAUCUUCUCCAGCUUCAGCUGAAGUUCUAUGUGAUCCCCUGGCCGCUUGUGCUGAUGAUCUUCAACAUUGCAGCCACCGUCCUGUAUGUCACCGCCUUCGUAACGUGCGCAGCUGCCGUCCAGCCUACGUCCUGGCGGCAGUGGGACUACAACCGGAGAGCCACGGCGUCCUUCUUCGCCUGCCUCACAAUGAUCGCCUACGGGGUGAGCACCUUCUUCAGCUUCCGCGCCUGGAAAGGGCUUGGCAGCAACGCGGCCACCAGCCAAGUGACUGACCACGCGUAAGGAGCAGACAGCAAAGCCCACCCUGGGUCAGCUCAUGCCGGGCUCCAUGGCUCGGAGCCUCGUGGGCCACCAGGUCUCAUUCUGGGACCAGCCUGCGCUGGCAGCAAUGGUCAGUACCGGGUGGCGUGGAUGCUGCUCUGGGAUCUCUGAUGAUGCUUCCAGCUGACAUGCCCACAGCACCAACCCACCAGCACCAUCACCCACAGCCUCGCCGGGAGGACACGGACUCGUUAGAGGCUGAGGCUUCUGCUCGUCCCUGGGGUUCAUCCAGAUCCUCGCUGGAGCAGCUCUGCUGAGGGGGUUCGCACACUCCAGUACUAAAAUUCACUAAACCAAGCCCAGGCUCCUGUCUCUGGCCAUUUGCAGCUACACUGUAAUUGCAAUUAACGUGACAGAUACACAGCAGCACAGCUGGGGGAUGUAGGCUAAGCAAAGGAAAACAUCUAAACUCUCCCUGUAUUGAUUUCUAAAAAUGGAAGCACCAAUUUUAUGCUUUAAAUAAAAAUCGUGCUAAAUAACA